This is a messenger RNA of Brassica rapa (field mustard), 2811 nucleotides long. Its product is annotated as B3 domain-containing protein REM5. NCBI's taxonomy places the organism in Eukaryota, Viridiplantae, Streptophyta, Magnoliopsida, Brassicales, Brassicaceae. Gene Ontology annotation, molecular function: DNA binding. The record is from RefSeq and is a predicted model, not a curated record.
UACAUGCAGGGUCCUUAGCGUUUAAUCAUAGGUUAGGAGGAUUAUAAUAAUAGUUGUUUGGUUAAUAGGAGUAAGGAUUGAUACAUUAUUAAGGAUUUUUAGGACUUGAUCCUUAGGGUAUGUGGCGUGUUUUGAAUGAAUGGAAGGGUUUUCGGUUUGGUUACGCGUAAAACACUGGUCAUUCUCGACCGAAGCAGAAAAAAAAAAGUCCCGAUGAAGAGAGGCGAUUGCUCUCUCGACGAAGCGAAGGCGAAUCCCGCGACGACAGACGGCUAUUCCCACGGCGAACGACGGUGAUUUGUCUCCGUCGACUGAACAAGGUAAAUCGCACCCUUCUGAUGUAGAUUCAUCGAUAUAUAUUAGUUUACAUGUUGAAUCGAUCUCGUUUCAAAUUAGGGUUUGAACACAAUUUGGGGGUUUGUUACGUUUGUAAUUAGGGUUUCAAUUCGAAUUUGGGGCUUUUUGUGUUUGUAAUAAUCGGUUUGAAAACGAUACUGCUAGCAUCGAUUUUGGGUUCUUUUGGUUUGAAAUUAGGAUUUCAAAAGGAGUUGGGGCUUUUUGAGUUUGUAUUAAUAAUUGGUUCAAAAAAGAUCAUUUGCUUCAUUGAUUUCGGGUUCUCCCGGACUAUUUAGUUCUUUAUUUUUGCAUUUGGAGUUGAUGUAUGUCACUUUCAUCAGUGUUUAUGGAUUCGAUUGUGGGGUUUUCGUCUGCUUGGAAACUCAUUGUUGAUAUUGUUUACAUUCAUUUAUUGUUUGCAGAUGGCGAAUCCACAUGAACCUCAUUUCUUUAAGCCUCUGCUUCCUGGUUUCCACAGUGGCAUCACAAUACCACUUGCCUUCUUCUCAAAGCACAUAGAAGGGAAGACGAACCAGAAAACAUGGAAACUAAGAUCGGACGCUUCAGAUCAAACUUGGGAAGUGAUACAAGAAGGCAGGACACGCACCGGAGGUUGGAAAUAUUUCACCACAGCACAUGACCUUCAAAUCGGUGACCUUGUCAUCUUCAAACACAAAAGAGACAUGGUGUUUCAUGUCAUUCCUUUUGGUCCUAGCUGUUGUGAGAUUCAGUAUACACAUCCUCACAUCAUCAAGGAAGAAGCCGACGCGGGUGAUGCUGAUGACAUUGAGAUUAGUAAGUCUCAAUCAAAGUUCAUCGUUUUGGUCCUACCUGUUGUGAGAUGUUUUGACGUGGAAACUUGUUUCUUUUAUUUCAGGAGGAACAGGGGCAAUGUCUUCUUUCUCAUUCGACUACUGUUUUUUGGCUGAGGUCACUGCUUCAAAUCUAAAAGCAGACAAACUUGUGAGUCAAUUUUCAUACGUAUAAACCAUAUUUAGUUAGUCAAUUUUCAUAUGUAUAAACCAUAUUCUGUGUUUGCAGUAUCUUCCUAAGCGAGCUACGAGUUCUACUGCUUUGAACAAACAAUGCCAAGAGAUGAUACUAGUGAACAAAGAAGGGAAUUCAUGGACUGCGAGUUUGCGAUUUAGCGAAUCAGGCGGCAUGUAUUACAUCACAAGAGGCUGGAGAAAGUUCUGUCGUGAUAACAAAUGCGACAUAGGAGACUUAUUUGUGUUCAAUCUGGUUGGAGAUGGGAAAUCUACUCCAUUGUUGUGUGUAUGUCCGGAAAGUAAAGAGUUUUAUGAACUACUGAGCAAACACUUGAGCAGAAAGCAUGGUGAGUCUUCUCCAUUGCCUUGCUUGAGACGUCUUUAAGAUGCUUGUUCUUUCUUUGCUUCUGGUUUAACUUGCUUGUUUGGUUUUGUUCUGCAGGUGACAUUGCUUCUGGCUCACGGGUGAAUUAGGAGAAUGGUCAAGUAGUCUUCCAUCUCUUUAGCUUGCGUCUCUUUUGCUAUGUAUCUCGGACUUGUUUAGAGCUUCUAUCCUCUUGUUUUCCUUGCUACAAUGUACUUGUAUGAUCAGUUCAGUUUAGACUCAAGUUCUUGUGUUUCUCGAAUAUCAACUUACUUAUAAGUUUAAAUCUUUUUCCUCUACUCUUGUAAGUUUAAAUUUGUUUAGCUAACUACAAUCUUGCUUCUCUUUAUUCUCUUCUCUUUUACCUUCUGUUUAGUCAAUCUCAAUCUGAAUAAUAUGUUUCCCAAUCGGAACGAUUGAAGAAUGAUUUAAUCGAAAAUAUUUGGAACAAAUUUGGUGAUGAAGAUUAAUAAUUACUUUAUCUUUAUAUCUUUAUUUUUAAUCAUUGUAUCUUUAUUUUUAAUCAUGCAAAUAAUAAAAUUUCAAUUUCAGUUUUAAAAAAAAAAUUAAUAAUAUUUUUUUUUUCUAAGGACCCAUCUUCGGGAACACCAUUGUACGACCAGUUUUGAUUCGAAUCCUUAACUAUUCAAACAAAAACCAAAAAAAAAAUUACUAAAAUAUUCCUAAGGAUUCAUUGGUGAGGUUCACCAUUGCAUAUGCUCUAAGGGUUCUUUUGCAAGUAAUCUAGUAGUAUAAUAUGAUUGUAAUGUGAUGAACAUGUGAUGCCUAUCUUCAUAAUCGACACCGUCAUUCUUGCGGGCUUAAGUGUCAUUAGGCUUUUACAUGUGCUUUAAGUUUUGUUUUCCUUUUAUUAAUAGGACUAGGCUAAGAUCCGCGCCUUACGCGGAGUAUAUAAAUUAUUUUUAAGUAUUAUAUAUUUUUUUACAUAUUAUAAAAUAAUAAAUAUAUAUUGAAUAAUUAAAAUUUAGUAACUAUUACGUAUAUAAUUAAAUUGGUACAAAUACUUAAAUAAAUUAAAUUUAUCCAGACAAACACUUUUUUCUAUUUUAUAUGUUAUAAAAUUAAGUUUAAAUGAUAUUAACAUAGAUAUAUAGUACAUUU